UCUCGGUGAAAAGGGAAAUGAUUAUUGUGAGUGCCAAACCCCAUGCAAUUUGACCCGUUACAACAAGGAACUGUCCAUGGUUAAGAUCCCCAGCAAGACCUCGGCUAAAUACCUUGAGAAGAAGUUUAACAAGUCAGAGAAAUAUAUCUCGGAGAAUAUACUUGUACUGGAUAUAUUCUUCGAAGCUCUUAACUAUGAGACCAUUGAGCAGAGGAAAGCAUAUGAAGUGGCAGCGUUACUUGGUGAUAUUGGGGGUCAGAUGGGUCUUUUUAUUGGUGCUAGUAUCCUCACUAUUCUGGAAGUAUUUGACUAUAUUUAUGAG
This is a messenger RNA of Notechis scutatus (mainland tiger snake), 322 nucleotides long. Lineage: Eukaryota; Metazoa; Chordata; Lepidosauria; Squamata; Elapidae. The record is from RefSeq and is a predicted model, not a curated record.